Messenger RNA from Lepus europaeus (European hare), 1650 nucleotides. RefSeq names its product glycerol kinase 2 (gene GK2). The coding region runs from base 1 to 1650 and encodes 549 amino acids. The record is from RefSeq and is a predicted model, not a curated record. Gene Ontology annotation, cellular component: mitochondrion. Lineage: Eukaryota; Metazoa; Chordata; Mammalia; Lagomorpha; Leporidae. Gene Ontology annotation, biological process: triglyceride metabolic process; glycerol metabolic process; glycerol-3-phosphate biosynthetic process. The transcript has a single exon. Gene Ontology annotation, molecular function: glycerol kinase activity.
AUGGCAGCCCCGAGGAAAGCAGUUGUGGGGCCGUUGGUGGGGGCGGUGGUUCAGGGCACCAACUCCACUCGCUUUCUGGUUUUCAAUUCAAAAACAGCGGAACUACUUAGUCAUCAUCAGGUGGAAUUAACACAGGAGUUCCCAAAAGAAGGAUGGGUGGAGCAAGACCCUAAGGAAAUUCUUCAGUCUGUGUACGAGUGCAUAGCGAGAACGUGUGAGAAGCUGGGUGAACUGAAUAUUGAUAUUUCCAACAUAAAAGCUAUUGGCGUCAGCAAUCAAAGGGAAACCACUGUCAUCUGGGACAAGCUAACUGGAGAGCCUCUCUACAACGCCAUAGUGUGGCUUGAUCUAAGAACCCAGGCUACGGUUGAGACGCUGAGUAAAAAAGUCCCGGGAAAUAAUAACUUUGUUAAGUCAAAGACAGGCCUUCCGCUCAGCACUUACUUCAGCGCUGUGAAAAUUCGUUGGUUGCUUGACAAUGUGAGACAAGUUCAAAAGGCCGUUGAAGAAGGUAGAGCUCUUUUUGGGACCAUUGAUUCGUGGCUCAUCUGGAGUUUGACAGGAGGAGUCAACGGAGGUGUCCAUUGUACGGAUGUAACAAACGCAAGUAGGACAAUGCUUUUCAACAUCCACUCUUUGGAAUGGGACAAAGAGCUCUGUGACUUUUUUGAAGUUCCAAUGAACAUUCUUCCAAAUGUCUGGAGUUCUUCUGAGAUCUAUGGCCUCAUGAAAGUUGGGGCCUUGGAAGGUGUGCCAAUAUCUGGGUGUCUGGGGGACCAGUCCGCUGCUUUAGUAGGACAAAUGUGCUUCCAGGAAGGACAAGCAAAAAACACAUACGGAACAGGCUGUUUCUUACUGUGUAAUACAGGUCAGAAACGUGUAUUUUCUGAACAUGGCCUCCUGACCACAGUCGCUUACAAACUAGGCAGAGACAAACCAGUAUAUUAUGCCUUGGAAGGCUCUGUUGCCAUAGCUGGGGCUGUUGUUCGUUGGUUGAGAGACAAUCUUGGAAUUAUACAGACCUCAGAAGAAGUUGAAAAACUUGCUCAAGAAGUGGGUACUUCUUAUGGCUGCUAUUUUGUCCCUGCUUUUUCAGGGUUAUAUGCACCUUACUGGGACCCGAGUGCAAGAGGCAUAAUCUGUGGUCUCACUCAAUUUACCAAUAAAAAUCAUAUUGCUUUUGCUGCACUAGAGGCUGUUUGUUUCCAGACCCGAGAGAUUGUGGAUGCCAUGAACCGUGACUGUGGAAUUCCACUUAGUCAUUUGCAGGUAGAUGGAGGAAUGACCAACAACAAAAUUCUCAUGCAACUACAAGCAGAUAUCCUGCGUAUUCCAGUAGUAAAGUCCUCCAUGCCCGAAACCACUGCACUCGGAGCUGCCAUGGCAGCGGGGGCUGCAGAAGGAGUAGGUGUUUGGAGCCUUGACCCUGAGGAUUUGUCAGCUGUCAUGAUGGAACGGUUCGAACCUCAGAUCCAGGCUACAGAAAGUGAAGUACGUUAUUCUACAUGGAAGAAGGCUGUGAUGAAGUCAAUGGCUUGGGUUACAAGUCCUGAGGACCCUACUAUCUUCUCUAGUCUGCCCUUGGGGUUUUUUAUAGUGAGUAGCAUGGUAAUGUUAAUUGGAGCAAGAUAUAUCUCUGGUAUACCAUAA